GCACUCACAGGCUCGCACGCCGCCCUCUAUACGUUAAUAUUUCAAUGUAAAUAAACUCUCCCUGGGUUGCGACUCAAACUGCUGCGUUACGUUAACGGUCUUUCCCUCCCAAGGGCCCGCAGCCGCGGGCCGCGCUCCAGAGGGAAACAACACCCGGGACGGGCCUCGCCGGCGGCGGGGUCGCGGUCGCCGCGCCCGGUGUGUUGGGAACAAGCGGUGACCGGAGGAGCGACUCCCGGGAGCGCCGGGCCCGCCCCGCGCCGCCGCGCUACGGGAGCCGCCGCGGGUCAAGCGCCGGAAGGCGUCGUUACGCGAGUGCGUCACUUCCUGGCGGCGCGGGCGGCGGGGAGCACCAUGCCCAAGUUUUACUGCGAUUACUGCGACACGUACCUCACCCACGACUCGCCCUCUGUGAGAAAAACCCACUGCAGUGGCCGGAAACACAAAGAGAAUGUGAAAGACUACUAUCAGAAAUGGAUGGAGGAACAAGCUCAGAGCCUGAUUGAUAAAACAAUAGCGGCUGCAUUUCAGCAAGGGAAAAUCCCACCGACGCCGUUCUCGGCACCGCCUCCCGCCGGAGCCAUGAUUCCCCCUCCGCCCAGCAUCCCUGGACCCCCCCGGCCGGGCAUGAUGCCGGCCCCGCACAUGGGCGGCCCCCCCAUGAUGCCGAUGAUGGGCCCCCCCCCGCCAGGAAUGAUGCCGGUUGGACCCGCGCCCGGGAUGCGCCCGCCCAUGGGGGGCCACAUGCCCAUGAUGCCGGGUCCCCCCAUGAUGAGACCCCCCUCCCGCCCCAUGAUGGUGCCAACGCGGCCGGGCAUGACCCGUCCAGACAGAUAAAGGGGGAAGCGGAGCCGCCUCUUCUUGUUCGCGUCGCCCUCUUCUGUACGAUAAGCCGCCGCAGACCCGAGUCGCUGGGAUUGUGCAUCACACUGGCGUGCGGGGAGAGCUGCUGUCGGAUCGCAGACGGUUCGACCUGCCUGCACCCGCACCGGUGCUUUUGUACCGGGUUUUGUUUGUGUAGUUUCCCUCCCCCGUUGAAUGGUAAAACAACAAUAAAACGUUAAUGCUGGUUUA
Molecule: messenger RNA, 1074 nt
Organism: Columba livia (rock pigeon)
Lineage: Eukaryota; Metazoa; Chordata; Aves; Columbiformes; Columbidae
Gene: SNRPC
Product: small nuclear ribonucleoprotein polypeptide C
Exons: 6
Coding region: 355-837 (160 amino acids)
Biological process (GO): mRNA splicing, via spliceosome; spliceosomal snRNP assembly; mRNA 5'-splice site recognition
Cellular component (GO): nucleus; U1 snRNP
Molecular function (GO): zinc ion binding; pre-mRNA 5'-splice site binding
Source: RefSeq, a predicted model, not a curated record